AUGGCGCAUUAUCGGCCUACCAGCUUCAGGUUUGCAGCUUACAAAUUGGGGAUAAUCUGCGCGCUUCCGAAGGAGCUUCUUGCUAUCCGGGUCUUAUCUGAUGAGACCCAUGAGGGAUUACGGACAGUAAAAGAAGACAAAAUGCACUACUCGCUGGGGCGCAUGGGGAAACAUUUAGUCGCAACUGCAUGUCUUCCAUCUGGAGAAUACGGCACAAAUUCUUCCUCCGCUGCAAUGCAAAAUAUGCGCCGACCCUUUCCCCAGCUCGAAUUCUGCUUUGAUCAGUGGAAGCAGCAAGGAAGAGAGUUCAUUGACCGUUUCUUUCGGGAGAAAAAGCCCAAGGCUUUGGGAGAUGUAACUGCGUCACUUUGCACGGAGGAUGCCUGUUAUCAAUUUGCGGAAUCGCUUUUGGGACCCGAUGAAAUUUUUCCCGUCAACAACCAAGGCUCUAAUAGCUUUACCCUCCAAACCUCGAGUAAAAUCAUUCAAUUCCGCCUCAAGCCACUCAACACAGACACUCUUGCGCUAGCCAACGAGAUCUAUGGGAAUCUGGUGCCUAAAGUCAACCUCCACACCUGGUUUUUAUUGCCUGUCUACAGCUCAGAUGUUCUAUUAGGACAAGUGAACAUCCUUGUAAACGAUUCUGGAAAUGUCACCGGCGUGGUAGACUUCGACGGGGCAGAGUUUGAAGCGUUUGGAAUUUGUUUAUGGGGAUUGUAUGAAUGUUCUUUUGGCAGCAUGGAGGACGGCAAGUGGGCAUUCUAUAAAGAAAUGCCGGUGCUUGCGAACGCCUUUUGGAGUUGCCUAUGGGCCAAUCUUCCCCCAAUUCUUCAACGAGAAGAAGUCAAGACAGUAUUCAAGGGUCAUGGACUAGAGAAACAGCUUGCUCUAUCUCGACUCGAUUUUGAUUCUCCCAAGCUCAUGGAAUACUGCGAAGAUCAAAUGACUCACGUCUGCGAGAUUACUGGUGACAAUAUCCUCUUCGAAGAGGCAACCGAGUGGAAGUUUGACUUCGAAAAUGGGUUCGUUAUACCCGUGAUAACUCGUGGUUGUGCGCGUACAACAUCCAACGAUCAUAAAAAGAAAGACACUUGA
Molecule: messenger RNA, 1095 nt
Organism: Penicillium malachiteum
Lineage: Eukaryota; Fungi; Ascomycota; Eurotiomycetes; Eurotiales; Aspergillaceae
Exons: 3
Coding region: 1-1095 (364 amino acids)
Biological process (GO): nucleoside metabolic process
Molecular function (GO): catalytic activity
Source: RefSeq, a predicted model, not a curated record